CAUGUGUCAAUCAGUCUAUUGCUUUAGCUAUAACUCAAAAACGAGAGACGACAUAAAAAGGGAUUAAGUUUCUUCGUCUUCUUCUUCAUCCAUUGUUGUGGAUUAGGGUUGAGAUUCCGAAUCUCAAUGUCGAUCAAUAUCGGAGAAAUCUCGGUUCCAGACCUCCCAGUCUUCUUCUCCAUGUUCUUAACCAUUUACCUAAUCGCUUACUUCAUCGCCUUCCGCAAUUGGAAACCACAAAUCCGUCCCGAAGCUUCUAGCUGCCUGAUCUCAAUCUUCCACGGAACACCAGCCGUUUUCCUCGCCACACGCGCCGUCUUCUCCUCCUCCUCACGCACCUUCGCCUCCGCCAACACCGCCUCCCAAAACACCGUCCUCGAUUUCAGCGUCGCUUACUUUCUCACCGAUCUCCUCCACUACAUCGUAUUCAACCCAAGCGACGUGCUCUUCAUCGGCCACCACUUAGCCACUCUCUUCGUCUUCCUCACGUGCCGGUUCCUCGUCUUCCACGGGGCUUGCGCAAUCUUAGGCCUAUUGAUCCUAGCGGAAGUCACGAGCGCCUGUCAGAACGCGUGGACGCUCGCCGGAGCUAGAAAGAGCGAUCCGGAUUCACGGUUAGCCGUAAAAGUGUACCAUCUCUUGUCACCUCCGUUUUACGCCUUCUACAGUAUCGUUAGGGGUGUGUUGGGACCUUUGUUUUUCGUGAAAAUGGUGUCGUUUUACGCUAGAGGUGGUGCUCAUGGUGUGAUACCUAAUUGGUUGUGGGUUUCUUGGGCUAUUGUUGUUGGAACUGCUAUUACUGUUAGUAUACUUUGGAUUUGGAACCUCUGGAUUGAUUUGUUUAGAGAAAGGAAAGCUAACCAACUAGGACAUGACAAGAAAAUUAGAUAGCUUUCUUUCUUCUCUCUACAUCAUUGUUUGAGCUUCCUUUCUCAUAUGUACUAUAUAAUAUAUAUAUCAUUAUUGUUUUCACCUUUUAGAAUUCUCUUUACAUUAUGUAUGUUUUGCUUUUGGUGUGCAAAAUGCACUGUUUAAUUCAUCUCUGUAUUGUUCACUUGUUUAUCUAAGAGUUGCUACCUAUUGACUCUUUGUGUUUACAGACUAGUGUAAUAUUGUUCAUAAUCAUAACACCUUGUAAACGACACUGAUUGCCUUAGACUUGCUACUACAACAGAUCUUAAAAUUCGUGGUGGAUUGAAGUGACAUUUCCUUAUUAUUACAGUUUUAGUCAUGUCAAACACUUGCAUUGCGUCGCAUCAAUUCAGAUAUGCUCAUAGGCGACAUUAGGAGUAUAUGCGGAUUUGUGUUUCAUUCAAUUGAUCAUUUUCAGAAUGACUCCGGGGGUUAAAGGUUAUGAUAUAUCUGGUAGCUUCCCAAGAGCUGCAUAGCAUGUUAUUGUUAGCCACAAUAAAUAAGUCACUCUGAGGUUUUGUUGUGUGCUAUGAGGAUGUCUUGUGUAACCCUACGAGCGGAAAGGGGAAGUAGAAGAAAGCUACAACCAUCAUAAGCAGCAAGUACUACUUUCCAACACCAUGUCAUAGCUUUGCGUAAGCAAAAGCCGUCUCGCGCAACUCACUGAAAUAGCUUAAAAACUUCCUUCACAGAAGAUAUGACGCACAAACAAGGCAGAGAAGGUUGGAUUACAUUACAGACAUGACAGAAGCGGACUGAAGAGACACCUGUGAUGGAAUUCAAGUUGUUGAGCUGGGAAAACCAAAGUGGGAGGAGGCAAAGAUGAAAAUGAAAUCUCAUGUGGCCUUUAUGAGAAGCAAGGUCACAGUCUCACAGAUCUUCUUCAGGUAUUGUCCUCCUGCGAGUGUGUGACCAUGCACACACGGAUUUCAACAAGAAGUUGCUGCAACGCAAUUAUGUAAUUUGAACCAGCUCAUGGAACCGGUCGAACCACCACCCUACAAACAUUUGUCCUUCCGACUUAGUUGCCAACUUUUCAUAACGUUUA
Molecule: messenger RNA, 1960 nt
Organism: Camelina sativa (false flax)
Lineage: Eukaryota; Viridiplantae; Streptophyta; Magnoliopsida; Brassicales; Brassicaceae
Source: RefSeq, a predicted model, not a curated record